UUGUAACAUUCUUGCAAUCUUGAUCGACACCAUCAUUUUUUUUUUACUCUCAAAUGCAGUAUAACACAACGUCAUCAAUGAACGCCGGCGAAGAGCCGCCACCACCUCCGCCUCUUCCACCGCCAAUAUUACUCUCAAACGAUCUAUCUCCGGCCAACUUCUUCAUGGAACAACCUAAUCAAUUGCCAAUGCAAAAUAAUUAUAACUCUCAAGUUGGUUGUGAUAAUAUUGAUUGGGCAGGGCUUUUAUCGGGCUCUUCAAUUAUUACUAAUAAUGGGACUCAUCAUGAGCAAAAUGCAACUAUGUCAAACGUGUCGAUAAAUCCUAGGAAUAUUAUGAUGGAAGCUGGUGAACAGCAACAACAAUUACAAGGACAACAUGGUGGGCUAUUUAGACAACAAUUACAAGAACAACAUGGUGGGUUAAAUAGAGACAAAGGGAAAUUUAGGAAGAGGAAAUAUGUACCACCUAGGAUUGCAUUUCAUACAAGGAGCACUGAGGAUAUUCUUGAUGAUGGAUAUAAGUGGAGAAAAUAUGGUCAAAAAGCUGUCAAAAAUAGCACACAUCCAAGGAGUUACUAUCGAUGUACACACCAUACAUGCAAUGUGAAAAAACAAAUUCAAAGACUUUCAAAGGAUACAAGCAUUGUGGUGACAACUUAUGAAGGCAUUCACAAUCACCCUUGUGAGAAGCUAAUGGAGACAUUAAGUCCACUUCUAAAACAACUUCAGUUUCUCUCUAGAUUCUAAAUAUGUUCUACUAAUUAUAGUAAAUGGGAUAUUAUCUAAAUGUCUCAAAUUGAAAAGUAACGUAACAUAUGUUUGUGUUUCAUUGUGCUGAUGACCAUACGUAGCAAGUCAAAUGUACAAUUCUGUUAAUAGAAAUGUAAAUUACGAUACCAUACAGUCAAGAAGAAGGGAUCGUUUCUAAUGUUACCACGUUAAGCCUUUAUAUGAACCAAGAAAAUUUCUGGUAAAUUUGUUUGUGUUUAAUUGACUAUAUGCUCCUU
Messenger RNA from Lycium barbarum (goji berry), 1009 nucleotides. Its product is annotated as probable WRKY transcription factor 56. The record is from RefSeq and is a predicted model, not a curated record. NCBI's taxonomy places the organism in Eukaryota, Viridiplantae, Streptophyta, Magnoliopsida, Solanales, Solanaceae. Gene Ontology annotation, biological process: regulation of DNA-templated transcription. The transcript has 2 exons. The coding region runs from base 54 to 749 and encodes 231 amino acids. Gene Ontology annotation, molecular function: DNA-binding transcription factor activity; sequence-specific DNA binding.